Pseudonaja textilis is the source of this 464-nucleotide messenger RNA. The record is from RefSeq and is a predicted model, not a curated record. Lineage: Eukaryota; Metazoa; Chordata; Lepidosauria; Squamata; Elapidae.
CUCCUUCCAGGUGGAGGCCUCAGCAAACAGAAGCUGAUGGGGAAAUCCGGGAGCAGGAAGUCCAAGUCCCCACUUCCUGGCCAGGGCUAUCUGGGGACGGAGCGCCCCUCCUCGGUCUCCUCGGUGCAUUCGGAAGGAGACUAUCACCGGCAGACCCCCGCCUGGUCCUGGGAGGACCGGCCCUCUUCGACAGGUUCCACGCAGUUCCCCUACAACCCGCUGACCAUCCGUAUGCUGAGCAGCACGCCCCCCACCUCCAUGGCCUGCGGGGGACCCUCUGCCGGCCAGGCCGCCUCUGCCGCGCACCAGCCCAGCCGGAUAUGGGAGCGGGAGCCGGCCCCCCUUCUCUCCGCCCAAUACGAGACCCUUUCGGACAGCGAUGACUGACACGGGACGGAAGGGAGUUCCGGAGCUCCCCCCGUUUCGGGGUGGUGGUGGUGGUAAUGAGAGACACCCACAAACAC